CACGAGCCGGCAAAGAUCGCGCAGCCCGCAGCCGCCGGCGUCGAGGUGCCGGAUCGCGCGACCCAGCUCCACCACCACCACCCGUCACCAUGUCCAGUGAGGAGCUGGCUCGCAAGCUGCAGCGCCGGUUGAGACUAGAGGCGUUGACAGAGACCGAUCAGGGUGCCCCCCAGGCUACACCCUGCGCUGCCCCAGCAGGGAACCAGGAGCCCGAACCGCCUGUCCGGGCACCCUUGGCCAGCGCGGAUUCUGAGCUGAGCGCCAAGCUGAGCCGCAGACUCGACAUCCACCAGGGCAUAGUGCGGUCCCGCCGCAGCAAGGUCUUCAACCCCUACACCGACUUCCCGGAGUUCAGCCGUCGCCUCCUCAAGGAUCUGGAGAGCAUGUUUAAAACGUAUGACGCUGGAAGGGAUGGUUUUAUCGACCUGAUGGAGCUGAAGCUCAUGAUGGAGAAGCUGGGGGCUCCCCAGACCCACCUGGGCCUGAAGAGUAUGAUCAAAGAGGUGGAUGAGGACUUCGAUGGCAAGCUCAGCUUCCGGGAGUUCCUGCUCAUUUUUCACAAGGCUGCCGCCGGUGAGCUGCAGGAGGACAGUGGGCUGCUGGCAUUGGCCAAGCUCUCUGAGAUCGAUGUUGCCCUGGAGGGCGUCCGAGGUGCCAAGAACUUCUUCGAAGCCAAGGCCCAGGCCUUGUCAUGCUCCAGUAAAUUUGAAGCUGAGUUAAAAGCUGAGCAAGAAGAGCGGAAACGGGAGGAGGAGACCAGGAGGCUCCGCCAGGCAGCCUUCCGGGAGCUCAAGGCUGCUUUCAGCGCCUAGACCUGCUGACCUGACCUAUGACCACCGCUGUGCCUUACUGACGCCCUGGAGGAAAUGACCAGAAUUUUCACAUUUU
This is a messenger RNA of Microtus ochrogaster (prairie vole), 888 nucleotides long. It is a transcript of the gene Efhd1, whose product is annotated as EF-hand domain family member D1. Gene Ontology annotation, molecular function: calcium ion binding; calcium ion sensor activity. Gene Ontology annotation, cellular component: mitochondrial inner membrane. NCBI's taxonomy places the organism in Eukaryota, Metazoa, Chordata, Mammalia, Rodentia, Cricetidae. The record is from RefSeq and is a predicted model, not a curated record.